AUGCCAGUGGACACGAAGAACACCGAACGAGCCGGGGCUGGCCUAUUUUCUCGGGAAGGAGCUACAACUAAUGUAUAUUACGAAUCCUCUCAAUACGUAAUGAAGACAUGUCAUAACAUCGAGUACUCGAUCCGUGGGCGGAUGGAUGGCCCUUUCGUUGAAGUGACCUUCGAAUAUUGGAUGGAAGCAUACGCCGAGCACUUGACAAUUACUGAUGAUACAUGCUUCAGACAGAUUGAUG
Molecule: messenger RNA, 241 nt
Organism: Acaulospora colombiana
Lineage: Eukaryota; Fungi; Glomeromycota; Glomeromycetes; Diversisporales; Acaulosporaceae
Source: the annotation of a GenBank genome assembly